UUCGGAAAGUAUCCCGAUGCCGAGACGGAAGCCAGUGGCUUGGAUGGAGCUCUUGGGGAGAGGGAGAGGGCAUUGGUCUGGAAGCAGGAUCUGAGGAUUGUGCCGCUUUGUGCGGGCAUUUAUUUGUUGUGCUAUUUGGAUCGUUCGAAUAUUGGAAAUGCCAAGAUUCUCAAUGAGGAUACGAAUGAUGAUAUGCUCUCGGAGACGAAGAUGACUUCGUACCAAUUUACGAUCGCACUUAUGGUAUUUCUAAUCGCUUACGCGCUAUUUGAAGUACCUUCGAACUAUUUCCUCAAAAAACUCAGACCAAGCCGCUGGAUCGCCUUCCUGAUGCUCUCCUGGGGCGCCACAACAAUGGGCCUAGGUGGCGUCCACAACGCCGCCCAAGUUACAGGCCUCCGCUUCCUUCUAGGCGUAAUGGAAGCAGGACUAUUCCCGGGUUUUGUCUACUACCUAACAUUCUGGUACCGCAAUUCCGAACGCUCGAUACGCGUCGCACUGAUUCUAGCCUCUGCGACGUUAGCGGGAGCAUUUGGUGGAGCUAUUGCUUACGGCGUUGGGCAUAUGAAUGGCGCUCAAGGGCUUUCAGCGUGGAGAUGGCUGUUCAUUAUAGAGGGUGCACCAUCUUGCGCAUCGUCGGUACUGGUUUGGUUCUUUUUGCCUGAUUAUCCGGAGUCAGCGCACUGGUUGACCAGUGGGGAGAAAGACCUUGCGGCAGAGAGAUUGAAACUUGAGGGAUCCAAAGGGUCGGCGAGUGCGAUGUCUUGGGAGGAUGCGAAAGGCAUUUUGAUGGAUUGGAGGCUGUAUGCUCAUUAUGCUGUCUAUUUUGGCAUUUCAACGCCUUUCUCGAGCCUUUCUCUCUUCACGCCGGCUAUCACGUCUGGUUUGGGCUAUUCUAACCUUCGUGCCCAGCUAAUGACUGUGCCUCCGUAUGCAGUGGCUUAUGUCGUGACUGUUACCGUGGCAUGGUCCGCAGAUUAUUUUAAUAGUCGCGGACUCCACUCCGCUAUCUUUUCCUUCAUUGGCGCUAUGGGCUUCCUAGCGUCAGCAGUCCUCCCAGCUGAAGCCUACCUUUCUCGCUACGGCUGUCUCAUCGUGGCCGCUAGCGGAGCCUUCGCUUGUAUCCCCCCACUCCUCGGCUGGCUAUCUUCGAAUCUGCGAUCCACUGCUGGAGCGGGCCUGGCCAUUGCGUUGAACGUAUCAUUCGGCGCCCCCGGUCAGAUUGUCGGUGUAUGGAUUUACAAAAGCGAUGAGGCAAAGAAGGGAUACCCAACCGGUCAUUGGACCAACGCAGCACUGCUUCUCUUCGUGACGGCAGGAUGCCUACUUUUGCGGGUCUAUUACGGAUGGAGAAAUAGUCGGGGAAGUGUUGAUGGGAGCGGGAAGAAAUUUGCGUAUUAG
Penicillium maclennaniae is the source of this 1401-nucleotide messenger RNA. RefSeq lists its product as uncharacterized. The transcript is spliced from 7 exons. Gene Ontology annotation, biological process: transmembrane transport. Gene Ontology annotation, cellular component: membrane. The annotation marks the transcript as partial. Gene Ontology annotation, molecular function: transmembrane transporter activity. Lineage: Eukaryota; Fungi; Ascomycota; Eurotiomycetes; Eurotiales; Aspergillaceae. The record is from RefSeq and is a predicted model, not a curated record.